This is a messenger RNA of Melopsittacus undulatus (budgerigar), 2644 nucleotides long. RefSeq names its product kinesin family member 6 (gene KIF6). Bases 1 to 2253 code for a protein of 750 amino acids. Gene Ontology annotation, molecular function: ATP binding; ATP hydrolysis activity; microtubule binding. The transcript has 22 exons. NCBI's taxonomy places the organism in Eukaryota, Metazoa, Chordata, Aves, Psittaciformes, Psittaculidae. The record is from RefSeq and is a predicted model, not a curated record. Gene Ontology annotation, cellular component: kinesin complex; microtubule. Gene Ontology annotation, biological process: microtubule-based movement.
AUGGUGAAGGAAACUAUCCGGGUAUAUGCCCGGGUGAAGCCGCUGGGCAGGCGGCAGCAGGCGGGGAUCUAUUCAGUUGAUGAUGAUGAGAAAUCUCUGUCCACUCUGGAGGUUAUUGUGCCACAUGAUUUAGCAGAUGGUGUCGUCAAUAAUAAACGAGAGAGCUACAAGUUCAAAUUUCAGAAAAUUUUUGAUCAAGAGGCAAAACAAGAUGUGGUUUUUGACAGCAUUGCCAAACCAGUAGCAGAAUGUGUUUUGGCAGGAUAUAAUGGUACUAUCUUUGCAUAUGGUCAGACAGGCAGUGGCAAAACUUUCACCAUCACAGGAGGAGCAGAACGUUACAGUGAUCGAGGCAUCAUUCCCAGGACUUUAUCUUAUAUUUUUGAUCAACUGCAGAAGGAUAGCAGUAAAGUGUAUACAACUCAUGUUUCCUACUUAGAGAUCUACAAUGAAUGUGGUUAUGAUCUGCUAGACCCGAGACACGAGGCCUCCAGACUGGAAGAUUUGCCAAAAGUGACAAUAAUGGAAGACCCUGAUCAGAACAUUCACCUGAAAAACUUGUCUCUUCAGGAAGCAGCCAAUGAAGAGGAAGCCUUAAACCUACUCUUCCUUGGAGACACCAAUAGGAUGAUUGCUGAGACUCCAAUGAAUCAAGCCUCAUCCCGAUCUCACUGCAUUUUCACUAUUCACAUCUCUAGCAAGGAACCUGGAUCUGCAACUAUUAGACGCUCCAAGUUACACUUAGUAGACCUUGCUGGAUCAGAGCGUGUUUCAAAGACAGGAGUUGGAGGUCACCUAUUGACAGAAGCCAAAUAUAUCAACCUUUCAUUACAUUAUUUGGAACAGGUAAUAAUUGCCCUUGCAGAGAAAAACCGGUCCCACAUUCCUUAUCGAAACUCUAUGAUGACCUCAGUGCUAAGAGACAGCCUUGGAGGAAACUGCAUGACUACCAUGAUAGCAACACUCUCUAUAGAUAAACGAAACAUAGAUGAAUCUAUAUCAACCUGCAGGUUUGCACAGCGAGUUGCUCUAAUCAAGAAUGAAGCAGUUCUUAAUGAAGAAAUUGACCCCAGAUUGAUUAUUGUCCAACUGAAAAAAGAGAUUCAGGAGCUGAAGGAUGAGCUUGCGCUGGUGACUGGCAAACAAAGAACAUCAGAACUUUCACAGGAAGAGCUACUUCAGUUGGAUGAGUUGAUUGGAACAUUUCUUAAAGAUAAUGAUCCUGAUAGCACUUUGGAUGUUGGUGCUGACAUGCGCAAGAUCAAGUAUUGCUUUGCUCAUAUGAAGGAACUAAUAAAUCAGUCAAAGAUUUCUGAUAGAAAAUGUCUCUCACAACACACCUCUGAAGAAAAAGACACCAACAAAGAAGCAGAAGAACUGAAAAAAAUGAAAGAACUUCUACAGCAAAGAGACAAUGAAAUCAGUAUCCUUUGUGAGAAAAAAAAAUUGGUUUUAAGCUGGUUCAGGAAGGGAAAAAGAGAAAAUAUAUCACUUGGAUGUCACGAAGCAUUUGAAAUUUUCAAGCGGUACCAUGCUGACAGUGUAACCACUGAGGACAACAAACAGCUUCUAAAACAGAGGUUUGCUGAAGCUAAAUGCCUUGGAGAAAAAUUGAAUGAAGUAAGAAAUAAAAUAAACAAUCUGAAAGGGAAGAUAAACCAGAGGCGCAUUCAGAAGGCAGCUCUAGGUAAGAGUAAAACUCCUUCAGAAGAGUUAAAUAUGCUUGAUCCAGUAGAAGAGAAACUUAGAACGCAAAUUGAAGAAGAAAAAAAAAGUUAUAGAACAAUGUUCAGUCACUUGAAAGGGCUGAAAGUAGAGAUUGAGCACCUGCAACUUCUUAUGGGAAAAGCAAAGAUGAAACUGCAAAAAGACUUUGAAGUCUGGUGGUCUGAAGAGGCAAGAAAUCUACAGGAAAAGCCAGAGAUGGUUAGCUCACCACAUACCACAACUGUUCAUCCCCAGUUCAUCAAAUCCUCACAGCAUCUAUCGACUAAAAGUUUUUCAGAAACCACAAGUGUCAGUCCUAAUGAAGAUCCAGCUAGGAAAAACAAUUCAAUCACUUCUAAUAACCCAACUUUAAAAACAAGGUCAGAAGCACACCUGGGCUAUUCAGAGGAAGAAGCAAAAAAGAUCCCACAAAGUUCAAGUGCCUCUAUUCCUCUGACUGGAGACAGCCAGGCUGAUGCUGACAUCCUUGCUUUCAUUAAAGCAAGACAGAACAUCCUGCAAAAGAAAGGCUUGGGGAACAAAUGAAAUUCUUGCUACAGUUCACUAUUUCCUUUUAGAAACAGUUAAAGACAUUUAUUCUUUCCCUUACUCCUCUGCUUAGAAACAGGUAGGAAUGAGUACUUUGGAUGUACAGGUUUAAUUACUAAAGCUGUAGAAAUUAUUUUUCUUUGACAGCAAAAUCAAUUUCUCUGGAGAAUGAUAUUUGAAUAUUUGCACUCAGUAUUUUCAGCUUGCAUUGAGAUUAAGCAAAACUAAUGCAACCUAUCAGGAGUUUGUGAAAUAUGUUUGUUUAUUAAAAAUUCACUGUGUGUGCUCUAAAUGUUAAAAUUAUUUCAUGUAUUAAUGCUUCUAUAUUUUUAAUCUGGAAAACACUUAUUACUGCUGGUAGUUUUGCUUACAUCAAUUUGCAUAAGGC